CUAAAUCUCUUGGUUGAUUUUAUCAGCUUGUUGGGAGGAGUUUGUGAGUGUUAUUAUGAUCUUACCCCCAGUUGCUAUCAACACUGGUUCAUGUUGAACGAAGUGCACAGCAGCACAUGGAAAUUAAGGAUAUAAUUCUUGGUACCGUAACACAUCAGAACAAGAAAAUUCUAAAAAGUGUUUUCAUAACCUUAGCUCUAACUUUAUUGAAAGCAAUACUAGAAACAGGAUUUAUAUGUCCAUGUGAUCAGCAAUUUAAUGUUGCCUACGGUGUCUCGUUCUUUGUCUUUCCUGCCAUUUCACUGAUCAUCAUCUCUUUUCUCCCAUCACCAAAAGAAUAUUCCAAGAAAAAGAUUUUCACCACAGCUCUCCUUGUAUUGACAUGGACAACUUUACUUUUGCUAGACGGUGAUUAUGUGAUUUGUAUGUUUUCCACCGGGACGAUCAGGACUGACCAGCCUCUCAAAAACGACGGUCGAAAUCCGUGCAAACCACCGGCUAAUCAAACUAUAGAAACGACAGACCGACGAGCCGUCAAUGCCCUGCUGGGAUCGCAACUCUGUGGAGGACUCCUGCUUAUUGUGACCUUGGGAAUUUGUUUCAUUUUUAUUUACAAAGUGACUGAGACUGAAAGUGAAACCACAGUCGGAGGAACAGAGAAUGGAAACACCGCGACAGUGCAAACUGGGAGAGAAGACACUGGCAGCAAUCGGGAAAUGGAGCCACAAGAUGCGGAAAAAAUGCCACUGUUACUAUUUUCGAACGCACAACCUAGUUAUCAGUCAUCCCAAAGCGUGGCACCCAUGGGCCCCAGCCCAGACCCGAGCCCAGCCCCCAGCCCGGCCCCCACCCGGCCCCUAGCUGAGCGAAUGAGUGAUGAAGGAGAAGAGGAAUAA
Molecule: messenger RNA, 896 nt
Organism: Callorhinchus milii (elephant shark)
Lineage: Eukaryota; Metazoa; Chordata; Chondrichthyes; Chimaeriformes; Callorhinchidae
Exons: 2
Coding region: 117-896 (259 amino acids)
Source: RefSeq, a predicted model, not a curated record